AUGCCCAAGGAAACAGGAGUCCCUUCACUCUCGUCUGAUAGGCCCACCGCAUCUCCGUAUGCUUCCACCGCUGAAACCGCCGCCACGAUGAACAUGUUGAAAAAGCUUGUACGAUCAGUACUUUAUAAUAAGGAAUCCAUGGAAGAAGCUAAAUGCUUAAUCUGCAUGGAACCCCCUCACAAUGCAGUAAUCUUAAAUUGCUCUAACCUCGAAAAAGGAUGUCGCCCUUACAUGUGCGGCAGCAGCAACCGCCUCUCAAACUGUCUCAACCAUUUUCUUAAAUCACCUUCCUCGACCCCAACACCUUCGUGCCCACUUUGCCGAGGGAAAGUCAACAAGUGGAUUUUUAUAUCGCGCUUUAGUCGGUUCAUGAAUUCCAUACCGAGGAGUUGUUCUGUCAAGACUUGUGAAUUUAUAGGGAAUUAUCUGGAACUAGAGAACCAUGCCAGCCUUGAACAUCCGUCAGUUAGGCCAUCAGUAGUGGACCCUGUUCUCAUGCAGGAUUGGACGAGGUUGCAGUGCGUUAUUCUGUUCAUCACACCGAGGAGUUGUUCUUUCGAGACUUGUGAAUUUAUAGGGAAUUAUCUGGAACUAAAGAACCAUGCCAGCCUUGAACAUCCGUCAGUUAGGCCAUCAGUGGUGGACCCGGUUCUCAUGCAGAAUUGGAGGAGGUUUCAGCGCGAGAGGGACUUGGGGGAUAGGAAUUUGAUCGUUUCCGGUAGUGAUUUCGAGAGUGUUGUUGCUGCGAAUGAAGAAUCGGAUGCUGUCACUGCCCGGCUUGAAUCCUUCAUGGUUGAUCUUCCACAGCACCAAGUUCGUCCCAUGCGUUUGUUGGUCGAGGGUAGGGCUGCUAAACGAACCAAGCUACUUGAAUCUUCCUUAAAAGCUUAG
Rhododendron vialii is the source of this 891-nucleotide messenger RNA. RefSeq lists its product as uncharacterized. The coding region runs from base 1 to 891 and encodes 296 amino acids. Lineage: Eukaryota; Viridiplantae; Streptophyta; Magnoliopsida; Ericales; Ericaceae. The transcript has 2 exons. The record is from RefSeq and is a predicted model, not a curated record.